AUGUCGCAACAAGACGCUACCCAAGUACAGACACAGACUGCGGUUGCUGACGACAGCACUUCAAGCAUGCCUGCCAAAAAUGUAUCCAAUGCAAAUGUCACAAGUAUCAACGCUACUACUAUCAUUGAACAUUCUCAACAGCAAAGUUCAACACAACCAGAGAAGACUUCAAAUCCUUUGAAAAGAGUCCUUCCCACUGACGGUGCGGAAAGAAGUGACAAUAAGCGGAAAGCAAGUCCAAGGAGGAGUAUUCGUGAAGCAAUCAGUGACUCGGCUGCUCUCGCUGAUAACGCAGCAGCAGCAAUACUCACAAACGUCAAUAAUUCGUCAACACAACAAACCUCUACUUCCCAGACAGUCCCUGACCCUACACAAGUCAUGCCCAAUCAUCAACAAUUUGCCGAAGUUAUAUCUGCCGCAACAAGUUUAGCUAACCAACUAAAUGCUCCUAUCGCUGUUGCUCCCAUGCCAAACAUGAACGCAUUGACGAGUAAUGUCAUGUCUAGUCAGUCUCAAGGAAUACCUGCAAAUAUGGAUGAAUUCUUACAAAAUGCUGCUGCUGUUGUACAGGCUGCUCAGGCUCAGCAAAUCCAACCGGAGGCAAGCCCAGGCGGUAAACGUAAUACUAGUUUACGCAAUCUAACCAAUGAUGAGCGUCGUCAACGACGUCUACUGCGCAACCGUGUUGCCGCAAAAGAAUGUCGUCGUAAGAAGAAGGCUUAUGUGGCCGAGUUAGAAGAGAAAGUUGCGCGUCUUGAAACUGAAAAUAAUCGACUUCAGAAACUGGUUGAAGAGCUAAAUGCGAAAAUAACAUUAAGUGCUAUGCGUAUUGAUGACAAUGUUCGAUUAAUCAAAGAAGUUGAAGAGCUCAACACAAAACUUGCAAUGAACGCUGCUAUACAGCAAGAAGCUAAGAGAGUUGAAGGGUCAAAAGAAUCGACAGAAUCAAAGCCGUAG
Messenger RNA from Paraglomus occultum, 957 nucleotides. The record is from the annotation of a GenBank genome assembly. Lineage: Eukaryota; Fungi; Glomeromycota; Glomeromycetes; Paraglomerales; Paraglomeraceae.